CGCGCUUCACGACUCACUGCAAGUUAAAUACAUGAUCAUCUAGCCACUUGACAGUUACGAAAAGCAUGAGCACCCAAGCAGCCGAUUCAACUACCAAGAUAGAAGCUGGGUCCGAAGUUGACCCACUAGGAAUCGGCACUCCAUUACCCUUAGGUCAGGUCUCUUCCGAGUCAGAGGCCCGCCCAUCGUUAUCCGAGUCAAAGGCCCCAGCGUAUGUCAAAAUAUACCUCCAAGAUGACUGUCUAAAGCACCGAUUCAUCCGCUCACGAGAUACCUCGAGCAUCGUGGAGCGACCCGAACGUUUACGCGCCGUCAAGAUUGGACUCGCUGCUGCAAUAGCGCGUAUCGAAGAGGCUGAAGGUGCUCUAAAGCCCUCAGAUGCGAAUGUCUCCGUAGAGGAUGAGCUGGUUGCUGCCCUCGGCAAGAUGGAUAUCGCCGCAUCCGAUGCUGGACUUAUUCGAGCUCGAAGUAUUUCUGUCACAAGAAGUACGGCUACUGUCGAUCUCUUAGACAACGCUGCGGUGAAAUACAUUCAUGGAGAUAUAGAUGGGGAUGUGUAUCUCCAGAACUUGAAGGCAUGGGCUCGGGAUAGUGAAGAUAAUAUUACCAAGAAGGGGUCUGAAAUGCCGGAGGGGAUGCCACCACUUGACUUGUACCUAUGUCCUUCCUCCAUUGAUGCUAUCCAAGGUGCUAUUGGUGCCGUGUGCCAAGCAGUGGAUGCAGUCAUUGCGUCUACUCGUGCAAAUCCUUCUACCAACCCUCAACGAGCAUUUGUAGCAGUAAGGCCCCCUGGACAUCACUGCGGCGAAGAUACCCCUUCUGGAUUCUGUUUUGUAAACAAUGUAGCGAUUGGUGCAGCUCACGCACAUCUCAAACACCGAAUUCAACGUGUUGUUGUACUGGAUAUUGAUUUGCACCAUGGUAAUGGCACGCAGUCAAUAGUAUGGCAAAUAAAUGAAGAAACCUACCAACAGACGCUUGAAUCUGAGCAGUCGCCUUCUGAACCCAACGCACCUCCUUCAACUCGCGGUCCGCAGAUAUUCUACGGCUCAAUGCACGACGUUCUGUCUUUCCCGUGCGAGGACGGUAAGGCAUCUUUUGUUCAAGCCGCGUCAACGUCAAUGCACGGACCGCAUGGACAACACAUCGAGAAUAUACAUCUGCAGACUUACAGCUCUGAAACAUACUUUUGGGACGUCCUCUACAAAGAACAAUAUUCGGCGCUGCUGAAGCGAGCAUCGCAAUUCCUUGACAGUACCGGCGGACCAGGCGAUGAUGUCAUGAUCUUCAUCAGUUGUGGUUUCGAUGCCUGUGAACACGAGUAUCCAAGUAUGUCUCGUCAUAACCGAAAGGUCCCUACAAGUUUCUACCACCGAUUUGCUCUCGACACGUGCGCUGUUGCCGAUGUUUAUGCUCGUGGACGCGUCGUGAGCGUGCUCGAAGGUGGGUACAGUGAUCGUGCGCUGAGUAGUGGGGCAAUGGCACAUAUAUGUGGACUCGUUGGAGAUGCUGUACAAGUGGAUGAGAGGUGGUGGGACUUGGAAAACCUCAUCAAGCUCGAGAAAGCCACCAAGGCUCGUAAAUUCGUGCGCCCCUCGCUGGGAAACGCCGAUCCCGAGCCAUGGCUUACACGUACCUCAGAGCUGCUCUCCCAUAUCGACCUCUACAGGACCCCACCACAGCCAAGUUCACGGAAUUGGGUCCCACCAACGUCGAGGACCCUACGCGAGCGCAAGAAGCUUUCGAGAAACAGAAGCACACCCGAGGUGGUUAGUAACCCUGGCAAGGACACGCAGACGCCAGUGCCUAUGUCUAGUACUUCUGCAUCCGCGUUUGAGAGUGAGGUUGUGAGCCCUCUCGUUGCGAAGAAGCUGCCUCGAGUGAUUUUACAUGUCAGGCCGCCUGAGGGCACGUCGUAAUGGUGGUAUAUGUGAUAUUGUACUGAUUGUUGGAAGCUUUUAUACAUAUCUAACGUGUACUUGUUAAUGCAAAUAUUGAUAUUGAUAUCUUU
This is a messenger RNA of Suillus subalutaceus, 2011 nucleotides long. Its product is annotated as arginase deacetylase. The record is from RefSeq and is a predicted model, not a curated record. NCBI's taxonomy places the organism in Eukaryota, Fungi, Basidiomycota, Agaricomycetes, Boletales, Suillaceae. Gene Ontology annotation, molecular function: histone deacetylase activity. The transcript is spliced from 8 exons. Bases 66 to 1919 code for a protein of 617 amino acids. Gene Ontology annotation, cellular component: nucleus.